UCGGAUUGCCUUCGGCACUAUCAAGCCUGCCGUAUAACCAGGCUGCCAGCUGCCCCAGACUAGUUUUCAGCUGCGCCAGCUGGCCACCAACUCGCCACUUUUAACAUCAACAAUUGAUUCCGUACAUCCAUAAUGCCUUUUUCAUAAACGUUACAUACGCAGAAUAGAUGGAGAAAGUUGGAGUUGCACUGUGGAGUUGAAUCCACCUGGAGAGCUGGACAUGGCUAAAAUCGCGGCCAGUGAUGGUAUGGCUAGGAUAAACGUGGAGGGCUCUCCGUCUUUGGGAUUUCCCCGCCAUUGGCAUUCAACAUGAGGAGUAAUUUGGAGUAAGUCUUCUAAUUCCGCGUUGUUACACUUAGUGGCGGAGAACUAUAGUAUGUCCAGACAGCAAAGAGACGAACCAAUCUUGGCAACAUCACGGUCUGCGGCAUACCACAUCGUCAGCGGCGUCUACCCAGCGCGGAAUUUGUGUUCUAGUAUUGUUCAACCAUUUUAGAUGACCGGCAAGCCAUUUCCUAUCCAUUAACAUGUUAAAUGGUCACGAGCGCCUUCUGCACCGGCUAUUGUCAAAACGGUCUUCGUCUUCCGCGUGUCCAAUUGGCCUUCGGGGUAGUUAAUCCCGGAGGGCUGGUUGGUGGCGCAUCUAGGGCCUCGCCUAGUGCCGAUACUCGGUCUCGGCUGAAAAAGCGUUGAAAUCCUAGUCAACUUCUCUUCGCCUGUAUGCUCAAGGUGCGGAAUUCGUAGUUCUCAAAGAACAAAAGGCGAAUUUUUAGAACCUUACAACUCCUCUAUCAUCUCAUCACGAACGAACAAGGCGAAUUUUCACGAACUUCGUAUUCAGUCUUGGUGGACGUGGCGAGCGAUGACGUCAAUUUCUUCCGCGGUCGACCUGCGUGGUCUGCAGACCGAAAAUAGAAACCCAGCUACGGUUGAUAUUGACAGACUAGAUACUGAGGAGCUCUGCAAACUGCUCCAUGAGCAGGAUUGUACAGUUCCCGCCGCUGUUGAGCCUUGUUUGCCCACCAUUGCGGCCGCCAUUGACGCGCUGGCUGACCGCGUGAGGCGUGGAGGGCGCAUCUUCUACAUCGGGGCUGGCACCAGUGGGCGACUCGGUGUAUUGGACGCAUCCGAAAUUCCGCCAACAUACUCAGCUCCAGCUGGCCAGUUUGUGGGCUUAAUUGCUGGAGGAGACUAUGCGCUUCGAAAUGCGAAAGAGGGUGCCGAAGACGACAAAGAUGCGGCCAAGGUUGAUCUUGAUGAGCAUAAUAUUAAUGGUGAACUUGAUUCGCUCAUCGGCAUCGCGUCUUCGGGAAGAACACCUUAUGUGCAGGGUGGGCUUGAGUACGCAAAAUCCAUCGGCUGCCCUACUGUAGGUGUCGUUUGUGUUAGUCCAUCAGCCAUUGGGAAGGAUGGAUAUACUGAUUAUCUCAUUGCUGCUGUGACGGGCCCAGAAUCUGUCACGGGCAGCACAAGAAUGAAGGCUGGCACGGCGACAAAAUUGGUGCUCAACAUGAUAAGCACAGGCGUCAUGAUUAAGAUGGGGAAAACCUACGGUAAUCUUAUGGUUGACUUGAAAGCAACCAAUUUGAAACUUAAGGAAAGAUCCCGAACAAUAUUGCGUGCCAUUGGCGGCGAUGCCUGCACCCAAUCAAAUGACGAGCUCGACCGGAUUCUUGACGCUUGUCACGGAAGCACCAAAUUGGCUGCCGUGACAAUAGUUCUAAAGUGCACUGUGGAGGAAGCGGAAGAACGUCUUAAAAAUAGUAACGGCGUUUUGGCACAAGUCUUUGAUUUCGCACAAGCGGAAAACAAGGUGUCCACCACUGAGAAACUUGUGCUUUGCGUCGAUGCAGGCGGCAGCUCUUGCAAAGCUCAAUUCUUAGGCGAGAGCUGUGCCAUUGGCCGUGGCUCCUCUGGACCAAGCAACCUGUCUACCAUGGGUGUGAAUGCGGCGGUCCGUGCAGUGUCCGAAGCCGUACAGGAAGCAAUUGAUUCUUGUCAAUUCACUAAAGGCAAUCGCGUACGCGAUAUUGAAUUUUCUAAAAUCUGGAUUGCAAUGGCGGGAUAUGACAGACCUUCCUUGGCCUCUGAAGCGAAUGACCAGCUUGCGAUUUUGUUCCGUUCCACACCACGUGCGAAUAUCAAGAUAACGACGGAUAUCGAUCUUCUCCCUGUUCAAGCUUAUUGGAAGAAAGAUCUGGAAAAGAUUAUUGCACUAGUAUCUGGAACCGGAUCUAUUGCUAUGCUAUAUGAAAAAAGGGGCACCGAAUGGACACGGACAGCCCGAGUAGGUGGAUGGGGUCAUCUGCUCGGCGAUGACGGAUCAGGUUAUGCUAUUGGGCGAGACGCUCUGCGAUGGGCUUUGGAAGAGCUGGAUUUAUACCGUCUACAAAAUUACAGUGAUGGCCAGCCCCAGCUAAGCGUCUUGACAAGGGCUAUCGUCGAACACUUUGAGCCAGCGACUUCGAGCUCAACACCAUUUGACCUAUUGAGUGCGAUCCUGACAGGGGGUGCUGGUACUCCUCAGUCCGGAAGUAAUGACUCGCAAACUGCUUCCAAAAUUGCAUCGGUGGCAAAAGUUGUACUGAAUCUAUCCCACAGUAACGAUGCUGCUCGGCGCAUUGUUUACAACGGCGCCGCAAGUCUAGCCCGUCUUGUUGAACUACUUAUGCAAAGUGACAACAUCCCGAUGAGUAAGACUGGAUUGGUUCUAUCCGGGGGAUUGUUACAGAACGAGGACUAUAGAGCAGAGGUUGUUCAAGCUGUCGUAGCCCAAACAGGACAGCCGAGGAUUAUUGAGGUUGUUACCAACGCAGUCCAGGAUGGCGUCUAUUACCUACUUCCACAAAAGGAGUUUAGUACUACUCAUUAACAAAAAAUGACGUCGCUUGUAUGUCUGAUUUCACUCUCACCAACACCCUACUAAUGGUGUCGACCUUUUGCAACUUGCCAAUACCCCGGCUUCGGAAGUACAAGCCGUUUAAUUCCCCGGCAUACAGCACUGCCACCGUUACAAUGGCUUCGGCUUCUCACGGACAGGCGGCUUGCAACGUUGAAUUCUGUGGCAGGCAGGCAGUGGGACCCGAUGCUCUGGCCCCCCGAAUCGAAUCUAACACCAGUGCCGGUGUGCGCCAUCGCGGCUAGUUCCAAUUAGGGAGCUGCGAGGCAAACUCAGAUGAGAUGCGGCUGCAGCCAUAAAAAAGAGAGGGCUUGAAAGUCUACAUCAUUUGAGCCGCAUAUCAACAUUACUGUGGAUGGCGACCAGAAACCUACAUCGCGUCUUCCUAUUUUAUUUUACAGUCUGCCAAGUGGUCCAUACCCCAUGGGCUGCUGAAUCUUGGAGAAUGGAGACAUCAGGGGAAAAUGGUAACGUUGACUCUAGGGCUUGCUUGGCCCGCGCUUUUACUGGUCAUGGCAUUACAUGCUCUCCACAGGAACAAUGCGGGACGGAUAGACUAGACCGACCGUGGCAAGGCACUCUAAGGCUCAAAUGUAAGAAUUUCACAGCCAAGUUGUUUUAUAAUUAAAUAUUGCUUAUACCGUACUCUGCUACAUAACCUAG
Molecule: messenger RNA, 3562 nt
Organism: [Torrubiella] hemipterigena
Lineage: Eukaryota; Fungi; Ascomycota; Sordariomycetes; Hypocreales; Clavicipitaceae
Source: the annotation of a GenBank genome assembly